CCUAAAAAGAAGGUCCAUUAUGGCUAAAAUUCAAAAUUAGGUCGGAAAAUAUUCCAUGAGCGAGUUCGGAACACGAAACCUCGACAGGGAUUUUUUUGUUGUGCAACGACCAAUGAUAUCUUGCGUCUCGCUCUAUCGUGUCAUUCUCCAAGCACUUGUCAACACGAGAUGGUUCUGUUAUCGCUGCGUAGUUCAUUAUUUUCAUAUAUUAAUCAGAGGCAUCAACGUGAAUAGUACUUGUAUUCCAAUUUUGUUGCGUUCUGAUAAGUCGCCUUCUGCGCCAGUGUGUGUAAAGGCUAGACUUUCGCGAGUACUCGUUCGUUACGGAACUGCUUGUCAUUAUUUUAUUAUUUUGUCAAAGUAUCUGUGAUUUAAUUAAAUAAAAAAUAAAAGAUGAAGGCCAUCCUCCUUGCUCUCGCUGGACUUCUGGCUGUAUGCCUUCCUGCUUCUGCCACACAAUUUUACUAUGAGGUAGACGGUAAAGAUAUUACAGGCGUUGCACUCUGGGGUGUCCAGGAUAGGCCUGUUAAAGAACCCGGUGCCCCUUACAGGUACCUACCUACUGAAGCUGGCCACCGGUUUGGUUUUAGCCAUGUGAACCCGGUAACGAUUCCCAAAGAAUGGGUGACGAUGCACCGCAACUGCCGAAUGUCGGUGAGACAGCAGAUACAGAUGGAGGUCACCGCCUCCUUGCAGUACUUGGCUAUGGGCGCACACUUCUCUAAGGAUGUUGCAAGAGAGAGUGUGAAACUCUUACUGACUAAUAACGUUCCUACUCCUGCUCUUCUAGCUGGAGCGCCGGCAUCGGCCGCCUCCGUAUCCUUCCGCUUCUCCAUACCCUUCCGCUGCUCCGCAACUUUCCGCUGCUCCAUACCCUUCCGUUGCUCCGAAUCCUUCCACUGUUCCGUUCCCUUCCGCUGCUUCGUAAACCGUCCAGGUUUUGCCAAGAUGUUCUUCGAUGCUGCAUCAGAGGAACGUGAGCAUGCUAUGAAGCUGAUUGAGUAUCUGCUCAUGAGAGGAGAGCUGACCACUGACGUCACUACUUUGUUGCAAGUCAGGGCCCCUGAACGUAAGACCUGGGAAGGUGGAGUAGAGGCCCUGGAGCACGCGCUGCUGAUGGAGAGCGCCGUCACCAAGAGCAUCAGGAACGUCAUCAAGGCAUGCGAGGAUGACAGCGAGUUCAAUGAUUACCACCUGGUCGACUACCUGACUGGAGAUUUCUUGGAGGAGCAAUACAAGGGACAACGCGACAUUGCGGGCAAAGCCUCCACCCUCAAGAAACUCCUCGACCGCCACGGUGCCCUCGGAGAGUUCAUCUUCGACAAGAAACUCAUUGGCAUCGACAUCUAAGCCAAUCAAUAAAACUCUUUUCUAUAACCUCUUUCUUUUGCCAUGUAUUAUUAAAAAAAACACACAUUAUUGUCUAUUACACCUUUUUGACAUAAGUGAAAAAAAACAUCGAAAAAUAAAUAUGGCGUAUCCAAAUAUUGUAAUAGAAUAAAAUAAAUGUAAUCAUGUUCCUUUUUUGCGUUUAAAUUGGAAUUAAAUUGAUAACCAAGUUCACAAAAUACGUUAUUUAGCUACUCCCGUAGGUUAUUGUACAAAAAUAUUAGUGAUUAAGCGUAAUAUCUUCUUUAUAUUUAGAUAACAAAACAUUUAUACUCCACUAUAGUUUGUAUCCAGUCAAUUAUUCGCGCCUUUUUCUGACGUUUAUGAUAAUCGCUACAAAAUUCAAUAUGGCGCCCUGUAACGUUUUUUUAAUUAAAUUAUUAUAAUCGUAAUUUCAUGAACUCUUUGGUAACAAAGGGUUUCUUUACAAAAAUAUGGCUGUUCAUUAUUUUGUUUAAUUAUUUCGUAAAAUAAAGUUGAUCCGUAUAAAAAAGAA
Messenger RNA from Spodoptera littoralis (African cotton leafworm), 1885 nucleotides. NCBI's taxonomy places the organism in Eukaryota, Metazoa, Arthropoda, Insecta, Lepidoptera, Noctuidae. The record is from the annotation of a GenBank genome assembly.